GACGGGUACCAGACUCGGCAUAAUCGGGAAUUUCGCCAGGGACUUCCAAACAUGGCGAACCCAUCGUCUGACAGCGGGGAUCCCCGCUCGCCUCUUGAUAGUGUUCUCAACACUUUCCUGCCCCAGGGCCACGAAAAGGCCCUUAAGCAGGCCUUCUACAAUGCUGCCACUAUCCUGUUCAUCGUGCUGUUCUGCGGUGCGGCGGUCGCUGUGUAUUUCGUGCUGGAGAUUUUCAUCAAGCCGUUGUUGUGGGCCGUUUUGUGUGGCACGGUUCUGUAUCCGUUCAAGUACACACUGACAAGCUACGUCAGUGGCUGGCUGCAGGGUCUGGAGGACUCGGGCACCCCGCUGGUGGUAGGCACUGUGGCUAUCCCCCUCAGCUUGCUCAACUUUGCCUCGGAGCAACUGGGCCAGGUCAUCUCCCAGCGCUUCAAGCUGCUGGCAGCCGUGUCACUGGGCCUGCCCCUGACCUACCUGGCCUACCAGUGCCUGGACUACGUGGUGCAGGUUGUUCUGGGGGUGUUCCAUGUACUGUAUGAGGGCCUGGGGUACUUCAGCACUCUCUGGGUGUGGACCAUCAUCAUUGCCUACCUCCUGCUGGUCAUCUUCUGGUGGAAUGACUCCACCAAGGGACUCCUGGGCAGCCUGUCAGUGCCAGUCUGGAUCAUCCUGCUGCUGCACCUGGCCAAUCUGACAGGACCAUUCCGCGUCCUGCUGUUUGUGGUGGUCAUCACCCUGGUGGCGCUGGGCUACAGUACUAUGCGCAGGAAGGAGGCAGUGGAUGGGACAGACGGUGAUGAGGAUCAAGAUUCAAGCCUCACAUCCUCUGAGACGGAGAUCAGCCCCAAGGCCUCGGACACAUCAGUAUCUCCUGAGGCACAAGAGGACCAGGCUGCAAAAGGAGACACUGGUCUCGGAGGAGAUGGUCAGGAGGGUGAAGCCAAAAAGGAGGAAGGAGUAGAUGAAGCAGAUCUGGACCGGCCAUCAAGGCUCGACCUCCCUCAGGCUGUGCAAGAGCCAAAAACAAAGGCAAAGAGCAUCAAGGAUAAGGUUCCACUCAGCACUCGUUACCUGCUGGGACUCUUCUGGACCUGCGUCUUGGUCCGUCUCUGGAUGCACAUGUGGCUCCUGCAGCUCCUCCCCAUCCCCAUUGCCAUCUGGCUGCUGAAGCGAGUGGCCACUCAGACUGGCCUGUGGGACUUCGUGAUGGCAAAGGUGGCGUCUUGGAGGGCGGAUGCAAUGGACUGGGUUGCAGGAAGGGAAGACGCCUUCAUCCCUCCUUACAUCAGGGGUCUAACGGGGCUAUUCCUCAAGGGAGACAGAAUGGUGAUUGGUGUGCUGCAGAAUUCUGUGGACAAAGUCAUCAGUAUCGUUCUCAUCCUUGGUGUCAUGAUAGCCACAGUCAUCAUAGCAUUUCUGAUGGCGAUACAGAUACAACAGGAGAGUAUGUACUUGAUUCAGUUGUCUGGCAAUCUGGUGAAUGAGACCAUCGCUCAGAACCCAGACCUACAGCAAUGGUUCCCUGGGGCAGCUGACAUGCAGCAAGCCGUGGACACAGUGCUGAAUGAUGCUUACCAUUAUGGCAGGGAUUGGAUAUCUCAGAAGGUGCAGAGCACGUUGGGUGGUGACGAUGACAAUAAGGAGCACAUCGAGGAGCAGGUAUUGGAGCUGUGGGAUCGACUAUAUGCACAGCUAGCUGUCAAGAAUGGCACCGGUGGUGAUGACGAUGAUGAUGACAACCAUCGCUUCCUGGCUGCUAGCGUGGACAUGUCUUGGAAUGGUCUCAGGGAGACGAUGGGCAAACUGGACAAUAUUGAAAUGGGUGGGUUUGUGCAGACCGUGCAGGACAACUUGGAGACUGUCAAAUCGGUCUUGGAGUCAAUUUGGACUGUGCUGAUCAGUAACGUCAGUAUCCUCUUCACCAUUCUCACAGCCCUUCUCCGGUUUGUCUUUGAGGGCAGCACAGCACUGCUCAACUUCAUCAUCUCUUUCCUGGUGUUUGUGACAACCCUGUUCUAUCUGCUGAGCUCAAGCCGUGAUCAGUUCCUACCCAUGAAGUGGAUCUCGGGGCUGACCCCUGCCGGCCCGUCCAGUAGCAAGUACAGCAGCGCUUUGGAGACCGCAAUCAGAGAUGUUCUGGGAGCAUCCAUCAAGAUGUCUGCCUUCUAUGGACUCUAUACUUGGCUGACUCACACGCUGUUUGGCAUCAAGAUUGUAUUCAUCCCAACAGCUCUGGCGGCCAUACUGGGUUUUGUGCCCUUCCUGGGCACCUACUGGGCAGCCAUACCGGGGGUCAUCGACCUGCUGGUGCAGGGUGAGAGAGGCCUGGCGAUAUUCCUGCUGGUCUGCCAUUUCAUCCCCAUGUCUGUGGUGGACACAGCCAUUUACAGUGACAUCAAAGGCGGUGGCCACCCCUACCUCACGGCCCUCUCUGUGGCUGGCGGUAUUUUUUACUUUGGCCUGGAGGGCGCCCUCAUCGGCCCCAUACUGCUGUGCGGGCUGCUGGUGGUUGUUAACAUCUACAGCAAGAUGAUGCAGGGCUCUAGUAGUGCACCCUCGUUGAUCAACCUGAGGGGCACGUCCUUGGCCCCCCAGGGCAGAAUGAGGUGGGCAUUCCGCAGAUCAGACACAGUGUCUUGAACGACUUGCUGUCACGUUGCCCAUCAGUUGCACACCUCCAUCACACUGUGUGAAACAUUGGGGAAACCACCCAGUACAUUGACAAAUUGGUAUUUGUGUACAUGUAUAUUGGUCCACCCCAACUGCACAUGUUCUACAGGGUAUCUCACCUGGCUUUGCCAAGCAGUCAGUGGUGACUUGUUAACCAUGCUAGAAAGCGUACUAUGUUCCCUUUCAGUGUCUCUUUGAAUCUGCAGGUCCGCAACAUUUUGCCAAUAUUUGUAGCUGUUGCAAUAUUUGAGAGUUUUUGUUUCUUUACAGUAGUUUAAGCUUAGAGUCAUCACAGAAUUGUAUAAUACAUGCUGAAAAUCAUGUUUUCUCUGUGCUUUCAAAGCAGUUUGAUUUUUACGGAAGCUAGUCUUUGUAGAUAUUGUUGCUGUCCAACAGAAACUUUUUGAUCAAGCAUAACAACUCAGAUUGUCACAAAUUCGACACCUCUUCUUCGGGGGGGGGGGGGUCCAGGUGUAGGCUACUGGUGCUGUGCCCCCAUGGACCUCCCAAUUUCUCAUUUUGAUAAUGAGGCAUGUUUUUGUCUAUUUUCCUUCCAAAAUGCGUAAAAUGCCCCCAAAUGUAGCUUCACCCUUCAGAGAAUGGACAUAAAAGGUUACAUGAAGAAAAUACCCACUUUUGCCCCCCUCCCCAAUUUGGUUCUGGAUCUUCCCUUGCUCUUGUAGCAACGAUUAGGUGCAACCGGGACUUUAAAGCACAUACAUGUACUGCACAUUGUUGUGUGUAGGAUUCAACCUUCAAUUUCUACAGGUGUCAUCAACUCAUAACACAAAUAAAAUUUUGGAAAUGACACAUUUUGAGCAAAUCAUGUCGUUUUAAGAAUAUCUGUGGUUUACUUGUGUGUGUCAUGGUUAUUUAAACUUGUUUGUUCUACUAUUAGUUCAUUUGAGUUAAUUUUUAAAUAUUCAGGCAGUGAUAGCAAGGGAUAGACAUCUCAGUCGAAGGUUUGGAGUGAUUAGCUUUCGCUGGUUUUUUUUUUCAAAGUUAAAGUAUACAGGAAACUGUGAACAUGUUGCAUUGCUCAACAUUCAUGUACAUGUAUUGUGCAAUAGUGAAUGCAUGUAAUAUAGAAUGGGAAACUCCGCAAAAAUGGUGUUCAGGGGGAUAGAAACAUUUAUUAUUAGCUAGAUGUCAGAAGCGAUCUUACACUUGGAAUGUUUAUAUGUGUGACUUGUUCUUUUAGAGACUGAGAGGAUGCUGUAAUUGAAAAAUGCUACAUUGUCAAUUCAGGGGCCGAAGAAGUGUUCAGGUAUUAAAGUCUAUUACUUAAAAGUUAUUGGCUUUGUUGUUACAUAAUAAUAACAUGAAGUGUGUACAGUGUGGUUUGUUA
Acanthaster planci (crown-of-thorns starfish) is the source of this 4018-nucleotide messenger RNA. RefSeq names its product transmembrane protein 245 (gene tmem245). Lineage: Eukaryota; Metazoa; Echinodermata; Asteroidea; Valvatida; Acanthasteridae. The record is from RefSeq and is a predicted model, not a curated record.